This is a messenger RNA of Theileria equi strain WA, 1836 nucleotides long. RefSeq lists its product as hypothetical. Bases 1 to 1836 code for a protein of 611 amino acids. The record is from RefSeq and is a predicted model, not a curated record. NCBI's taxonomy places the organism in Eukaryota, Apicomplexa, Aconoidasida, Piroplasmida, Theileriidae. The transcript has a single exon.
AUGGUGAGCUACAAGGCGGCCUUGUUGAUGGGCUUGGUGCGACUUUGCCAUGCCAUUGACGAUGCCAUUAUAGAAAAAAUUGGAAGAGGAGUUGGAACUGCCCUCAACUACGCUGUUUUUAGCAAGAAGGUCGCAUAUUCCAGUCCCGAGGAUUUUGACCCGGAGGGCGAAACUUUUGCGAGCUUCACCCUGGCUCCCGGAGACUCUAUAAAGUACUAUUGCGGAAGACCAUGCGACCGAAGGUCUGGAAGGAUUAAAAUGUACCCGGAGGACCCGAGAAGACAGACCUUGGCACCCAUGGUCAACAGUGGUUUUAAGGAUAGCAUCAAGCGGGUGCUAAACAACUUUGACGUUUUUAGGAGUGACCGCACUCUCAUUUACUAUUCUUGUGACUUUUUGGGCGGAGGAUACCUGAUUCAGUAUCCGAGGGACGCCAUUAUUGUCUCCAAGAAUUUGGACUUUUCCCUCAACUUUGCAUGCGUGUUUGAAGACGUUUACAGAUGGGUGGAAAUCAAGUUUAAAAAUGUAAUGCCAAUGCCCUAUGGAUGCGGGAGCGGCGAUGCAGAGCUUUUUGAUAACUUGUUGCCACUGGGUGGAUUGAGCUCAAUGCAUCAUAUAAGGUACUCUCCUGUUUGCGAAAUUGUUCCGGAGCCUGGCAUGAUUAUUGGCAUUUACUGCGCGACUGGAGAAACGUUUGAUGGCAAGGAAUGCUUUGAGCAGCGUACGGAUGAGGAUGGUGAUGAACCGCUCUUGUAUGACCCAGAGUUCAAGUUUACUGGACUUGCAUCAAAGUUGCAUUUGUUUAAAGUGCCAAAGGAGGGGUUUCCCAAGGACGUUUCCUUUAGGUGCAAAUGCUUUAAUCCGGCUGACCAACUAACUUCUCUGCUGAAAAUUGUCUCCUCUAGGGAAUCGGUUUGUGAUUUCAAGGCAAGUUUGGAUGAGGCUGGAGGUGAAUUGAAUAAGAUUGUCGCUGUGCCUUGCCGCAAGGAGCUCCAUCCAGGGGAUUCUUUGAGAAUAAUUACUCCCCUUGAUGACUCUGUUGUAAAGUACUCUGACUUGUAUUUUACCUCCAAAUUUGCCCCUGGUACUGAUACGGUCUUUGCUCAAGACUUGCAAGAGAAUGUUGUCAAGGCUGUACCUCUGACUGAUGUAGUGGCAUCAACUGGUCUAUCUGUUGAAGUUGUCGUUGCUCCAGGUGAUAGAGGCUAUAAGCUUGAAGACUAUGACUGGGUUGCAAAAAAGAGAAGGGUUGCUCCACAAGAGCAUGUAAUUCGGUACAAGAAGGACUCCAUAUUGGUCCUCAAGACUGAGCAUGCAAAUUUGACGUAUGAGUGGCAGCUUCACUUGGCUGGUGUAAUGUCGAGGGAUAGGGAGAGCAUUGUGAGGAGAACCAUUUCUGUCGGAUUGAUUCCAACGGAUCCCUACACAUUUGGUUGUGGAGCACGGGACAACCACAUUUUUAGAGAGGAUCGGGUGGACUUUAGAAUUGAACACUGGAAUAAAUUUGAUGCAAAGAAUGGAAGAGUGGAGUGCACAAUUGACGCGGAAAAGAUGAGUCCAGUUGGUUUUUAUUGCCCAAGGGGUGCAGUGCUGGAACCUGCGGGAUGCUUUGAAAAUGUCUUUGACGAGAAUGGCAAUGUUGUUGAACUAAAUGAUGUAACUAGUGGAGCACGAGUUUUUAGGGGACAACACAUUGUCGGUUUUGAAGUUUUACGAACCGAGGGAUCUGAUGGCAAGCAGAGAAUGGUCGAGUGCAAGUGCAGUGAUGUCGAUGGUAGAGUGUUGGCCACAAUAAAGGUUGUUGUACGGGCGUCUUAUGCGAGUCGUUUUAAGUAA